UUUUUUCCCCCUCACUAACUUCCUUCCUGUUCUAACUGCCAGUACUCAGAAGUCAGAGUAAGAGACAGAGGCACCCCAGAGAGCUGUGAGCCACUGAAUAUUAAAAUGACUGAAAAGGACCCAGAAGCACACCUGGAGGAAGAUGUUGAUGAGCUGGACAGCAAGCUCAAUUACAAGCCUCCACCUCAGAAGUCGCUGAAAGAGCUCCAGGAGAUGGACAAGGAUGAUGAAAGCCUAAUCAAGUACAAGAAAACACUCCUGGGGGACGGCCCUGUGGUGGCAGACCCAACAGCCCCCAAUGUCAAGGUCACCCGGCUUAGCCUGGUUUGUGACAGUGCCCCAGGACCAAUCACCAUGGACCUCACUGGGGAUCUUGAAGCUCUCAAAAAAGAAACUUUUGUGCUAAAGGAAGGUGUUGAAUACAGAGUCAAAAUUAACUUCAAAGUGAACAGAGAUAUUGUGUCAGGCCUGAAAUAUGUUCAGCAUACCUACCGGACUGGGGUGAAAGUGGAUAAAGCGACAUUUAUGGUUGGCAGCUAUGGGCCUCGGCCAGAGGAGUAUGAGUUCCUGACUCCCAUUGAGGAGGCUCCCAAGGGUAUGCUGGCCCGAGGCACUUACCACAACAAGUCCUUCUUCACCGACGAUGACAAGCAUGACCACCUUACCUGGGAGUGGAACCUGUCUAUUAAGAAGGAAUGGACAGAAUGAGUGCAUCUGCCCUUCCUUUUCCCCACCUUGCCACUCAGAAGUACCCUCUCUGUCAUAUUCAUCACCCUGUCCCUCCUCCCUGUUCAGAGCUAGGUCCUUUCCCCAAUACUCCCCACAUUCUGUUAUCAAUGCUUCUUGUCCCGCAAUGUCUCUCAAAGUGGUCCCUAGCACAAGAUGCUUAACACCCAGACUUUAAUCCUGCCCAUUCCUUCCAAUCCUCAUCAUGGCCAGAUCUUCAAAAUUCUUCAUUUCAAUACAUGGUCAUUUAGUAUUUCCUUCUAUUUUU
Panthera uncia (snow leopard) is the source of this 994-nucleotide messenger RNA. It is a transcript of the gene ARHGDIB, whose product is annotated as Rho GDP dissociation inhibitor beta. The coding region runs from base 106 to 708 and encodes 200 amino acids. Gene Ontology annotation, biological process: Rho protein signal transduction. The transcript is spliced from 6 exons. Gene Ontology annotation, molecular function: protein binding; Rho GDP-dissociation inhibitor activity. The record is from RefSeq and is a predicted model, not a curated record. NCBI's taxonomy places the organism in Eukaryota, Metazoa, Chordata, Mammalia, Carnivora, Felidae. Gene Ontology annotation, cellular component: cytoplasm; membrane; cytosol.